This is a messenger RNA of Sparassis crispa, 645 nucleotides long. RefSeq lists its product as hypothetical. Bases 1 to 645 code for a protein of 214 amino acids. The record is from RefSeq and is a predicted model, not a curated record. NCBI's taxonomy places the organism in Eukaryota, Fungi, Basidiomycota, Agaricomycetes, Polyporales, Sparassidaceae. The transcript is spliced from 2 exons.
AUGUCCGUCGCGUCCUCUUCUCAAAACCCGUCUGGCGGCGACUCCUACGCCCGCGCGGUCCAGUUCCCUUACUCGUACAGCGCAGCCGACUCCAGCUACCUGCCUCCCAUGGGUCCGCAGUACCCACUCUACCAAACUCCCCGCGCAGCCCACGACGAUCGUGGCCGGCAAAAGAAAUUCAUAGAGUCCUCCGCCCAGCGCCGCGGCCGUGUCGAGUUCAUCCGCCGCCGUGAGUGGACCCACAGGAUCACUGACUGGGUCAACCAGUAUGCCUCCCCCAGCCCAAAGCUAGGCACUACCUACACGUGGGAUCACCUCUUGCGCUAUGUUGACGACGACGACUACGCCGCGAGCGCACCCGAUACCCUAGACGACCCGGACGACGCGGAGCCGUAUAUUAUCUACACCGCGAGCCCCCGUCCGCGUCCUAGCGAUACCCCUUCACCCUCACCUUCCUUGUCCUCCGUCUCUUCCUCGUCUUCCUGUUCCUCGGCAACAGCAACAGCAGCCUCGAGCUCCCCUACAUUCCUGCCUCCGGCGCCUCGUGUGCGCCGGCGGCCCCACGAGAUACCCCGUUCGCGGCACUCCUCCCUCUCCUCCAUAUCCGAGGAGGACGAGUACGCGCACCCCAGGCCUCUCUACUAA